AGAUUAUCAUUUAUCAAGACCUCGCUCCUCUUCAGUCUGUGACUCUCCUUGAUUCUUCCCUUUUCACGCAACCAUCGUCAAUCGACCUACGUCUGGUCCGAAUCGCGGUCGGAAUCGUCGCAUACCUGCUCGGUUCCUCCCUUCUCAGGCAGCCGUCUCCUUGUGCUUACAGAGUAGAGUAUAGAGACAUGAACAAGAAGGAGGUAUUCAAACUAGCGAAAGGUUUCCGGGGAAGGGCAAAGAAUUGUAUCCGGAUAGCUAGAGAAAGGGUAGAAAAGGCACUUCAGUAUUCUUAUCGAGAUCGUAGGAACAAGAAACGUGACAUGCGUUCCCUUUGGAUUGAACGCAUCAAUGCUGGCACUCGCGUCCAUGGUGUGAAUUAUGGUAACUUUAUGCAUGGACUAAUCAAAGAAAACAUCCAAAUUAAUCGAAAGGUUUUGUCAGAGCUGUCUAUGCAUGAACCGUAUAGUUUCAAGGCUCUCGUUGAUGUUUCUCGCACAGCUUUCCCUGGAAACCGCCCACUCUCAACCACACCAAAGAAGGAAGGCCUUGCGAUUCUAGUAUGAUUUUUUUUUCCAACAACUUGUAGUCAAUAAUGUUUUAGAGUUCUAAUUUUUCAUCAUUAUGGGAUUUACGGAGAACAUUUAAAAAAAAAAAAAAAAUCAAAAACGUUAUACUUAUACCCCAA
This is a messenger RNA of Lactuca sativa (garden lettuce), 688 nucleotides long. RefSeq lists its product as uncharacterized. The record is from RefSeq and is a predicted model, not a curated record. Gene Ontology annotation, biological process: translation. Gene Ontology annotation, cellular component: ribosome. NCBI's taxonomy places the organism in Eukaryota, Viridiplantae, Streptophyta, Magnoliopsida, Asterales, Asteraceae. Gene Ontology annotation, molecular function: rRNA binding; structural constituent of ribosome.